Messenger RNA from Aspergillus homomorphus CBS 101889, 1849 nucleotides. RefSeq names its product pH-signaling protein PalC. Bases 146 to 1633 code for a protein of 495 amino acids. Lineage: Eukaryota; Fungi; Ascomycota; Eurotiomycetes; Eurotiales; Aspergillaceae. Gene Ontology annotation, biological process: cellular response to pH. Gene Ontology annotation, cellular component: plasma membrane. The record is from RefSeq and is a predicted model, not a curated record. The transcript has a single exon.
GCCUAGGCAAUUCUUGGCUGGCGGUGGGACAUCAAACCGCCAGCGGAUCACUAAGUUCCUCCACUCACUCACUCCAACUCCGCUCCUCCCCUCACUUUCUCACUCUCCAAAACAACUCUGCUGAAAAGCACCUCCGCCCACCACCAUGGUCUACGCCUUCACUCUCCCAACCACCUCCCACCUCUCGUUCCAGACCUUCCUAUCGUCCAGCACACACCCCUCACUCCCACAGGCAGCCACCACCGCCCGCCAUGCUUUCCGUCAAGCUCUCAAAACCCACAAGCGUCUACCCCGCGGCCCGCAACAAGACGCGCACCUGUCCACUAUCCUAACCACCCUAACAAACUACCUCCCCUACCUGGAAGCCAUCUCCAACGGCCUCAGCAGCAAACCCACCGACGCAACCAGCGAAGAGAUCGAAAUCACCCUGCACAGCGAAAUCGUCACCUUCUGGCGCCCGACCCUUACGACCCCACCGAGCACAACCCUCACCCUCAAAUCGCGCACCACCUCCCACACCAGCAGCACCCCCAACUCUUCCUCCAGCGGUAACGGCGGCAGCAAAUUCCUCAACACGAGCGGCAACCGCCUCCGAGGCGAAGGCAUCGACUUCGAGAUCGCCUUUGUGCUCACAACACUGGGCUACGUGCUCAGCCUCCUCGCGCACACGGGACUAAUGCGGACGCUGUACGCCUCCACGACCCCAACGGCAGAGCAACGCACAACCGCCGCCCAAACAGCGACGAAAUACCUCCUGCAAGCCAGCGCAAUUCACAACCUCCUCGCCUCAUCCCCAUCCUUCGCGACAGCCGCCCGCACCAGCAGCCUCGCGUCCUCCAUCCCGCAACAAGCACCCACCAGCAGCACCGCAACCAAAACAACAGCCCCUCCCACCCUGCCCGACCUCGACUCCGGAACGCAAACGGCACUGUCCGCGCUCGCACUCGCAGAAGCGACGCUCCUUGCCGUGUUGAAAGACGACUCGUACGUGUUCGCAUGCAUCCAGGCGCGCAAUCCCAAGGACAAGGACUGGAUGGUGCGGGCGCCGGAGAUUCCCAAGGUGCGGGCGCACCUAUUCGCGCGACUGUGUAUCCGCGCCGCGGAGUACGCGGAGCAAGCUGCCGCGGGGCUGGGGUCCGUGGUCGGCAAGACGGGGAAGACCGGCGCCAUCGAGGAGGAGCUGCUGGGCUAUACCCGGGUUCUGGGGCGGGUGGCGCGUGCCCGCGCGUGUCGGUUCUUCGGGGUUGAUGCCGAGUUGGCGGGGAAAAUUGGCGAGGGGAUUGCGUGGCUGCAGGCGGCGAAGGGGGCGCUGGGGGUGAGGAGUCGCGGCGGCGGUGGUGGUCAAGAUAAGACGGACGAGAAGGAGGGGUCGAAGAGUAAAUUCUCCAAGUUCAAGCAGGGAUUCAAGGAGAAGCUGGAGGAGAAGAAGAUGGAGAAGGAUGCCGGGACAUACGGUGGGCAUGAUAAGAAGGAGCUGGGCCCGGGAGAUAAUGCGGGACGAGAGGAGGAAGGCCGUGUGAUUGAGAUGCUGGAGGGCAAGUGGGUGCGGAUGAACAAUACGGUACGUAUACCGUCUUGUUUCCCUGCUUUAGGGAUUGUGAUGAGGCUGAUGCUGAUGUCUUGUGCAGAUUAACACCCAAUUGAUACCACCGUCGGCGGAUCUCUUGGCGAACCUACCCUCUGGUCGAGAUAUUCAUGCUGCCCCUGGUGCUUAUAGGAUCCCCUCGCUGGACGAGGAGCAGCUGGUGCGCAUGCGAGCGCCGCCCGCGGAGGACGAGUUCGGGCCUGGCAGUGACGUUGAGGAGAGCGACGAGGAGCCUGCUGGUGUGUUAAGGGUGUAUACGCCGGG